Molecule: messenger RNA, 1437 nt
Organism: Bolinopsis microptera
Lineage: Eukaryota; Metazoa; Ctenophora; Tentaculata; Lobata; Bolinopsidae
Product: cytochrome P450 4F4-like
Exons: 9
Coding region: 1-1437 (478 amino acids)
Molecular function (GO): monooxygenase activity; oxidoreductase activity, acting on paired donors, with incorporation or reduction of molecular oxygen; iron ion binding
Source: RefSeq, a predicted model, not a curated record
AUGGACACGUGGUGUGACGGCGCAACAAAGAAGAAGAUACUUUCGCAGAACACGUUCUACCGAGAGAAAAGAGGCUUAUUCUCUACUGACGCUGCCUCAAGUUUUAGCCAAGAUUCUGACGAUCCAAUCUCUUGGUGGAGCAACUUCGGUUGCGAGGUACCCGAACUACAGAGUUUUGCAAUGAAAGCGCUGUCGCAAUCGACAUCAGCCUCACCCUGUAUAGAGUUCAUAUUAGGACAUCUCAAUUCGCCGGGAAACACGCUGUAUUCGAAUGAAGGAGCAGACUGGUUACAAAAAUGGGGCACAAUCUAUCCUAAACUUUUCAGACUUAGAUUUGGACCAUUCAACUUUGUGUGCACAUCUCAUCCCAAAUACAUCCGGGCACUGCUUAAGGACAAGCCAAAAAAGAUGUGGUUUUACAAAUUCGUGGUCGACUGGUUAGGAGAUGGGCUUCUCUUUUCGAGCGGCGAAAAAUGGUUUACUAGGCGGAAAAUGCUGACUCCCUCUUUUCAUUUUGACUUGCUAAAAAGCUAUCUCGACAUCUUUAAUGAAACUACGAACAUCAUGGUCAAUCAGCUCAAGGAAAAUGGACAGGAGCCAGUGGAGAUUUUCCCAAAGGCAAUAGCUAUGACUCUGGACACAGUUCUAAGAUGUCUUGUACAUUACGAGACAAACUGCCAAACUCAAUAUGAUGAAUACGCUGCAAUCAUGUAUAGGAAGAUCAUAGAAGAUCGCAAAGAGGCUCAUUUGAGAAACCCAGAUAUACUGAAGGACACCAAGAAUCUCAGCUUCCUUGAUGUAAUACUAACCGUUAAUAUGGAAGAUAUCCUUGAGGAAGCAAACGUUUUUAUACUCGGAGGACACGAUACCACGGCUAGUGGUAUGAGCUGGAUUUUGUUUCUGCUGUCUCAGAAUCCAGAACAUAUGGCCAAGUGUUACGAAGAAAUUAAAGAAGUCUUUGACAAUGGUGGUGGUGAUGAAUAUGUAACUCAGCAGCAGAUCAACGACCUGACUUAUUUUUCUUUGUGUUUCAAGGAAUGUUUACGAAUGAAAAGUCCUGUACCUAUGAUCGGAAGGGAGCUGCAUAAUGAAGUAGAAAUUGACGGAAUUCGGCUACCUAAAGGAACAAACGUUGCCAUUCUGAUAGAUGCUUUACAUCGAGUGGAAGAGUUCUGGGAUGAACCAAAUGAAUUUCGACCAGAACGUUUUAGUCCAGAGAAUUCUAAAGACCGUGAUCCUUACAGCUACAUCCUUUUCAGUGCAGGUAGCCGCAACUGCAUUGGACAGAACUUUGCCAUCGCAGAAUUGAAAAUGGCCGUGGCAAAGCUAAUUUACAACUUUGUAGUUAUAGUGGUAGCUCAUCAACCGGAGAAGAAGACUGAUAUCUGGAUAUUAUCCGGUUGGAAGAGACAAGGACAAGUGAAACAAGGAAGUUAG